AUGAAAAAUGACACCUCCAUGGCCAAAUUUGUCCUCCUGGGGUUCUCUAACCACCCAGAUACGAAUCUCAUUCUCUUUGUGGUGUUUCUAUGCAUUUACAUCAUCACAGUGCUGGGAAACGUCCUCAUCAUCAUCGUCAUAAAUGUCAAUCCGACCCUUCACACGCCUAUGUAUUUCUUCCUCAGGAACUUGUCCUUCCUGGAGGUCUGCUACACCUCGGUCACCCUACCCAAGAUGCUGGCCAACCUCCUCUCAGAAGACAAAACCAUCUCCUUUGCUGGCUGUGCAGUACAGAUGUAUUUCUUUCUGUUCUUUGCUGUUACUGAGUGCUUUCUCCUUGCAUCUAUGGCAUAUGACCGCUACAGUGCCAUAUGCAACCCUCUGCGCUACACAGCCAUCAUGGACAAGAGGGUUUGCAUCCAGCUGGCUAUGAGCUCAUGGAUCUGUGGCAUCCUGGUGGCCCUGGGGCACACAACGUUUGUCUUCACGCUUCCUUUUUGUGGGUCCCACGUGAUCAACCACUUCUUCUGUGAGAUUCAGCCGGUGCUGAAGCUGGUGUGUAGGGACACCUACUGGAAUGAGAUCCAGAUCAUUGUGGCUGCUGCAUUCGUCCUCAUGAUGCCUUUCAUGCUGAUCCUGGUCUCCUACAUCUGUAUCAUCUCCACCAUCCUGAAAAUGCAGUCUGCUGAAGGCAGGCGCAGAGCCUUCUCCACCUGCUCCUCACACCUCAUUGUGGUGACCUUGUUCUACGGGACGGCCCUUAUCAUGUAUGUGCGCCCCAAGUCCAGCUUUUCUCCAGAUGUGAACAAGUUACUCUCUCUGUUCUACUCAGUGGUGACUCCGAUCUUGAACCCCAUUAUCUACAGCCUCAGGAACAAGGAGGUGAAAGAUGCCUUGAUGAAAACAGGGAUGAAGAUAUUCCAUUCACAGAAAUAGACAUUUUUCCUCCAACUGGAUUAUUCCCUGGGGAAUAUAUCCGCUCUCAAGAGACUCUACAAUGCUGAAGAGAC
Molecule: messenger RNA, 1010 nt
Organism: Trachemys scripta elegans
Lineage: Eukaryota; Metazoa; Chordata; Testudines; Emydidae
Product: olfactory receptor 10C1-like
Exons: 1
Coding region: 1-936 (311 amino acids)
Biological process (GO): G protein-coupled receptor signaling pathway
Cellular component (GO): membrane
Molecular function (GO): G protein-coupled receptor activity; olfactory receptor activity
Source: RefSeq, a predicted model, not a curated record